GCCCUCUUCUCUGCCUCUGCUAUGGACACUUCUGCUUUCAGCCUCCCCACACCAGCAGUGUCAGAGGAGGGGAAUGUCUCUGGCAGCUGGGCAGGCUUCACCACCCCCAACAGUUCCACCACCGCCAGCCCUGGUGUGGUUGUCAGUGGUGUCCUCAUCCCCCUGGUCUACCUCAUUGUCUGUGUGGUGGGGCUGGCUGGGAAUUCUCUGGUCAUUUACGUGGUCCUGCGGCACUCUGUGAGCGAGUCGGUGACUAACGUCUACAUCUUGAACCUGGCCCUAGCUGAUGAGCUCUUCAUGCUGGGACUGCCGUUCCUGGCUGCACAAAAUGCCCUGUCCUACUGGCCGUUUGGGUCCUUCAUGUGCCGCCUGGUGAUGGCCGUGGAUGCCAUCAACCAGUUCACCAGCAUCUUCUGCCUGACGGUGAUGAGUGUUGAUCGCUACCUGGCUGUGGUCCACCCAGGGAAGUCCUCCAAAUGGCGGACAGCACGGGUGGCCAAGGCUGUGAGUGCAACUGUGUGGGUGCUGUCUUCCAUAGUGGUGCUGCCCGUGGUCGUCUUCUCAGAUGUCCCUUUAGGGAUGAGCACAUGCCACAUCCAGUGGCCAGAGCCUGCCUCAGUGUGGAAAGCUGGCUUCAUCGUCUACACUGCCACCCUGGGCUUCUUUGGGCCACUGUUGGUGAUUUGUCUCUGCUAUCUGCUUAUCGUUGUGAAGGUUCGUUCCUCUGGCAGGCGGGUGAGGGCUCUGUCCUCCAAGCACAAGCUUUCAGAGCGCAGAGUGACCCGCAUGGUGGUGGCUGUUGUGGCUGUCUUCGUUCUUUGCUGGCUCCCCUUCUAUGUCCUCAACAUAAUCAAUGUCGUCUGCCCACUGCCAGAGGAGCCAUCCCUCUUUGGUGUCUACUUCCUCGUGGUGGUGCUGCCAUAUGCCAACAGCUGUGCCAAUCCUAUCAUCUAUGGCUUCCUCUCCUACCGCUUCAAGCAGGGCUUCCGGAGGGCCAUCCUCAGGCCAUCCCGCCGAGUCCAGAGCCAGGAGGUGCCAGCAUGCCCCCCAGAGAAGACUGAUGAUGAAGGGGAAGAGGGCGAGAUCAGCAAGAUCACCCAGAAUGGUAAUGACAGACAGGAUCACCCUCUAAGCAGUGGGGAAGGAGAAAGCAAUGAGCAAAAACCACUCCCUGAGGAGCCUGUGGGAUGCGAAAAGAGCAGCAACAAGUUGCAUGUCAGUUAUUUAUGAUGAAAGGGAUGGCGCAGGGGAAAGAGACAUUGGGACACAGAAUCCCCUUCACCCUCUGUGCUUUUCAACCUCAAAGGCAAUGGGAGACGUUGAUACAGGGAAUAUUGAAGUCCAAGGCUCUGCUUAAAGAUGAGAGGGCUCCAUGAACUUGUGGAAAAAGCAAGGCGUCGUUCUUGGCUUUGGAAGGGACACCUGAGGUUUGUGUGGUACCAGGCAAAGGAAGGACUGCAUCCAGGGGGAGCUGAAGAGGUGAUGGGCACUGACAGUAUGGAGAGAGCAAGGUCAGCUCUAGAUUGCACAAUCCAUCCUUAGAUCACCCAGCUGUGAAGGGCAUCAGCUGCCAUCUGAGUGUGGCACCUCAAGGAAGUCCUCAAAUGGCACAUGCAACAAACAGGCAUCCCAGUGCCUUGAUUAUCUUCCUUAUAAACAUGAGAAGCGGUUUACCCUAAAAGAAAAACAGGAAGGAAAAAUGUCUGCAGCAAAGACAUACCAGCCAGUUGCAUGAACGGCUGACUCUUCUCUAGCUCUCCAGUAAGUUUUGGGGACAACUUUCCUACCCAUGCUGGUAGUGGCUGGAGACCACUAUG
Molecule: messenger RNA, 1817 nt
Organism: Egretta garzetta (little egret)
Lineage: Eukaryota; Metazoa; Chordata; Aves; Pelecaniformes; Ardeidae
Gene: SSTR3
Product: somatostatin receptor 3
Exons: 1
Coding region: 22-1230 (402 amino acids)
Biological process (GO): neuropeptide signaling pathway
Cellular component (GO): membrane; neuron projection
Molecular function (GO): neuropeptide binding; somatostatin receptor activity
Source: RefSeq, a predicted model, not a curated record